Messenger RNA from Dendrobium catenatum, 1710 nucleotides. Its product is annotated as probable transcription-associated protein 1. Gene Ontology annotation, biological process: regulation of DNA-templated transcription; DNA repair. Gene Ontology annotation, molecular function: transcription coregulator activity. Lineage: Eukaryota; Viridiplantae; Streptophyta; Magnoliopsida; Asparagales; Orchidaceae. Gene Ontology annotation, cellular component: NuA4 histone acetyltransferase complex; SAGA complex; nucleus. The record is from RefSeq and is a predicted model, not a curated record. Bases 230 to 1699 code for a protein of 489 amino acids. The transcript has 9 exons.
CUAAAAAAUUCUACUUGUGCUGUUCUUCACCGGAAGUUUAAGAGUUAGACUUGCUAGUUGGGAGUGGCUUAUAUUGAAGCCUUCCCUACUCUGGAGAAGACGUACUCCAAAGCCAGCGACUCCCGCCUUUUCUAGGCUGAAGUUGGCCACCGGGCCUCAGGCCGAGGAAACGAAACAGGUUUAAGACUUCGUCGGAACCCUAGACUCAGUUCGUCGCUGCUCUUCCGCCAUGGGCCCAAUCCCUAACUACGACCAGCAUGCACAACGCCUUAUAGAGCCAGACCUAUCUGUGCAAACGCGAUUGCAAAUGGUCAUGGAAGUAAGGGACUCUCUGGAGAUUGCGCACACUUCCGAAUACCUCAAUUUCCUCAAGUGCUACUUCCGCGCCUUUUCGAUGAUCCUUACGCAGAUCACCACACCUCAAAUGACGGAGAACGUCGAACACAAGCUUCGCAACGUGGUGGUGGAGAUCCUGAACCGGCUCCCACACAGCGAAGUCCUUCGCCCCUUUGUACAGGAUCUUCUCAAGCUGUCUCUCCAGGUCCUCACCCAGGAUAACGAAGACAACGCCCUCAUCUCCAUCCGCAUCAUUUUCGACCUUCUUCGCAACUUCAGACCCACUGUUGAGUCUGAGGUCCAGCCUUUCAUUGACUUCGUCUGCGCCAUCUACCAAAGCUUCCCGUCUACUGUUAGGUACUUCUUUGAACAACCCCAUUCCAGCACCACAGCGGCCUCCAACGCAGCUGCUGCCGCCAAUGCCGGAAGCAGCAGCCUCAUUGGUGGAGGUGGCCCUGGAGCGGAAGACGGGACUGCCCUACUCGAUGCUUCGCAGGCGUCGGUUCCCUAUGUUGGCGCUGGACAGCUUAAUCCGAGUACUCGGUCCUUUAAGAUCGUGACUGAGAGCCCGCUUGUGGUAAUGUUCAUGUUUCAGCUUUAUAGCAAGCUUGUGCAGACCAAUAUCCCUUGCCUUCUGCCUCUUAUGGUUUCAGCCAUCUCGAUACCAGGGCCUGAAAAGGUCCCUCCUCACCUGAAGACGCAAUUUGUUGAGCUCAAGGGUGCCCAGGUCAAGACACUUUCAUUCUUGACCUACCUGUUGAGGUCCUUUGCUGAUUAUAUAAGGAGUCACGAAGAAAGCAUCUGCAAGAGUAUUGUGAAUUUACUCGUGACAUGCCCUGAUUCAGUUUCCAUCAGAAAAGAGUUACUGAUAGCCUUGAAGCAUGUUCUAACUACAGACCUCAAAAGAGGCCUUUUUCCUUUGAUCGACACACUUCUUGAGGAGAGAGUUUUGAUUGGGACAGGCCGAGUUUGCAUUGAGACGUUAAGGCCAUUAGCUUAUAGCCUUCUUGCAGAGAUUGUGCAUUACGUUCGGAAUGAGCUUUCACUAUCACAGUUGUCCUGUAUUAUCUACUUGUUCUCAAGGAACAUGCACGAUUCAUCCUUGACCAUUGUUGUACAUACAACCUGUGCUCGUCUGAUGUUGAAUCUGGUGGAGCCUAUAUAUGAGAAAGGCGUUGACCAACAAACUAUGGAUGAUGCUCGUGUUCUACUGGGCCGCAUUUUGGAUGCUUUUGUAGGAAAAUUUGGCACUUUGAAGCGCAUUGUUCCUCAGCUAGUAGAAGAAGGCGAGGAAGGCAAAGAGCGCUCCAUCUUAAGGUUGAAACUUGAAGUUCCAAUGCAGGUAACCAUGAGUUCUUCCUGAUACUUUGAAAA